UAUUUCGCCCCACGCGGCCACGCCCGCCUCUGAGCUCUCUGACGCCUCUUACGUACGGGAGCCGUGAUCUUUUCUUUGUCCCGUUACUCCCCCCCCCCUCCCCCACCCGACGUUGAGGGCAAUGACGGUGGAGUGACUGGAGUCCGCCGGCGAUCCAGCGAAGGACGAGGUAUCGGCGGCGUCUUGCCCGUCGGUGCCCAAAUCGGAGAUGAGCCCGGAGGACGAGAUCCGUGCCGUCGCCCGCAUGUUCUCGGACCAGCCCGUCCAGAACCCCGACCCUGGCGUCUGGGCCGUCCUUACCGCCAUCUCCAAGAACGCGCGCCAGCGUCCCCAGGGAAUGAACAUUCUUUUGAGUGCGGAUGAGCAUUGCCUGGGCCGAUGUGUAGAGGAUACGCGUUUCCAGAUUGGAGCACUUGCAGUUAGUGCUAAACAUUGCAGAAUUUUUCGGGACAGAAUAGCGGCUGCAGAUGGAGGGCUGGAUCCCAAUUUGCCUGUGCCAGUUUUUCUAAAAGAUACAAGCACAAAUGGGACGUAUCGCAACUGGACAAGGCUAAGAAAACAUUCUUCUCAAGUUAGACUUCAGCAUGGGGAUAUAAUAUCUUUUAUUGCUCCUCCUCAUGAUGAUAACUCUUAUGCAUUUGUAUAUCGAGAAGUGCAAAAAACCACUUCCUUAGCAAAUGGUGCAGUUUUGAAAAGAAAGUCAGAGGAUGUUGUUGCUGAAAGCAAGAGGCUGAAAGGUAUUGGCCUUGGUGCACCUGAUGGCCCAGUUUCACUAGAUGAUGUACGAAGCCUUCAACGGUCUAACACGGAGCUCAGGCAGCAAUUGGAAUCUCAUGUUCUCACAAUUGAGAACUUGCGUAGUGAAAAUCGGGCAUCCAUUGCUCGACACGAAAAUGAGAUGAAAGAGCUAAAGGAGGCGGUGUCAAAUUCUUUUCUUGAUCAAAUUAAAGAGCUGCAGCAUGUGUUAGAUGAGCAGCAGAAAGAAGUAGAAAUGCUCAACACAUUGUCAGCCGAACUACGAAAUUCAGUAAAAGAUCUUAAUGAAAGACUUAGUGCGUCCAUGCAAUCACGGGUUGAUGCUGAUGAGAUAAUUCAGAGUCAGAAAGCGACUAUAUCUGAACUUGAGUCUCAGUUAGAUGAAGAAAGAAACUUGAGAAGGGAGGAGCGAGAAAAGGCUGCAGCAGACCUAAAAUCUGCAUUACAUAAAGCUCAUUCAGAGGCUCAAGAGGAAAUUAAGCGACAAGCUGAUGUUUACACAAGACAACAUAAAGAACAGCAGGAAGUCAUCAGUAAGCUUCAGGAAUCAGAAAAAGAAAGUCGUUUGCUUGUGGAAACACUAAGAUCUAAACUGGAAGAUGCAAGGGAAAGCCUUGUGAUGUCCGAGAAAAAAGUGAGACAACUGGAAGUCCAGGUUCAAGAUGAACAACUAACCUUAGCUAACUGUAGAAAGAAAUCAGAAAUGCUGGAGUCUGAAUUAAAAGGACUGAAGAAGGAACUUGAAAGUGAAAAGCAGGUGGCCCGAGAAGAGGCAUGGGCAAAGGUCUCAGCCCUUGAGCUUGAAAUAGCUGCUGCGAUUCGUGAUCUUUCUAUUGAGAAACAAAGGUUCCAAGGAGCGAGGGAAAGAAUAAUUCUGCGGGAAACCCAAUUGCGUGCUUUCUAUUCAACAACUGAGGAGAUUACUGCAUUGUUUGCGAAACAGCAGGAACAGCUGAAGGCAAUGCAGAAGACUUUGGAGGAUGAGGAUAAUUAUGAUAAUGCAUCAAUAGGCAUUGAUCUGAAUGAACCAGCACUGAGAAAUGUAAAUGUGGCAUUUGUCAGUCAAAGAGAAGAAGCAGCUCAACCGAGCAACAAAACGAGAGAAGCUUCCGGUGCUUCUACUCCAAAGAAUGCCCAAACCAUGAAUGACAGUUCUGAUGAUGAUGCCAGCACUACAGAGAAGCAUGAUUGUGACCUGGGAAGCCAAGAUGGCAAUACCCAAGAUUUAGAAUGCACGAAUGCAGAUCGAUUGGUUAAAGAAUUUGGUCCAGACAUGUAUGGUGUUAGCCCAGCAGUGGUUCCUGAUGGGGAGCCUACAGACACUGAGCGAGUUCUUGGAACAGAAAGCCAAGCUGGUGAUGCUUGCUUGGAUGAACGAAACACUGCCUUGCAAGAAUGCGGCAAUCUGGGAGGAGACACGAUGCAGCUUGAUGAUGAAGCCCAGGUCCAGGAAAACACGCAACCUACUGGGAAACUUGAAGGCCUAAUUGGUGGUUGCUCCAAGUCAAGACUGGAGGAUGCAGAGACUGGUACAAUCAGGACUGCUGAUCUUUUGGCCUCUGAAGUUGCUGGGAGCUGGGCAGUGAGCACAGCUCCUUCUGUCAAUGGAGAGAAUGAAUCGCCAUGGAGCAUGGGUGAUCCUGGAGCUGGUGGCGAAGACGCUGGAACUGCUGCUGCUACCGCUGCACUGUUGGCUGGCUCUGAUGGCCAGGCAGCAAGGAGCCAGAGGAAUGGUGUUGAUGCAAUCCCCAAGCUGAGAAAGGAACAUCAGGUGCUGAAUGCGAUGAUUGAAAUAAUUGCCCCUGAUUUUAGGAAACAGUUCCAGGGUGGCAGAGGGGGAGAGAAGAAUGAGUCCAUGUCUGAUGCAGAAACUGAGGGUAGCAACAAUGGUGAUGCAUCUAAUAGUAAUACGGAAGAUGCCUCCGAGGAUGGUGCUGCAGAUGAUGACAAUGAAGUGAUGAUUGAAGAUUCUGUUGGGUGAAUAUGAAAAUGGAGAUGAGACAAUGGGCAAGGUAAUCAUGGUUCAAGUAGGUUUUUUUUUUUUAAUUGUAGAUAUGUGAAUAAAUUUUUGCCAUAUAUGUAGCUGUCAGAAGGCAAGACUUUUUUUUGCAAUGAAGUGAAAUUUCUCAUGCUUUCAGUGGUGUGUUUUGGCUCGACAUAAGAUGUUCCUAACCAUUCAAAGUGAAAAAUGGUGAUGUAUGAGCUGCAAUUUUCAAGUAUUCAAGCAAUUUCAGAUCUUGAUAGUCAGGUUUGCUGGCUGAUCAGAUAUGUAACAGCUCUAACCUAGGUUCAUUUCUUUGGGCCCAAGCAGAAUAUAUCUCGGUU
Messenger RNA from Phoenix dactylifera (date palm), 3081 nucleotides. Lineage: Eukaryota; Viridiplantae; Streptophyta; Magnoliopsida; Arecales; Arecaceae. The record is from RefSeq and is a predicted model, not a curated record.